Messenger RNA from Neoarius graeffei (lesser salmon catfish), 2724 nucleotides. RefSeq names its product extracellular calcium-sensing receptor-like. Gene Ontology annotation, biological process: G protein-coupled receptor signaling pathway. The record is from RefSeq and is a predicted model, not a curated record. The coding region runs from base 1 to 2724 and encodes 907 amino acids. Gene Ontology annotation, molecular function: G protein-coupled receptor activity. The transcript has 6 exons. Lineage: Eukaryota; Metazoa; Chordata; Actinopteri; Siluriformes; Ariidae. Gene Ontology annotation, cellular component: membrane.
AUGGUCGAGUGGUUACAAGAGAACCGGACAUUGUGGGACUCUAAGCUCCAGGCUUACCACAAGAUCACAAACAAGGAGAAGUUGUGGGAGGCCCAGGCAGAGAAGAUGCAGAAGACGGUGAAGCACUUGAAGGGCUGGUUCCGGUCACUGCGGGAUAAGAACACCAGACUCCUGAAACACAAGAGCGGUGACGGUGCCCCAAGAAGAACAGAGAGGGACGAGUGGGUGCUCAACAACUUCAGGUUCCUGCAGGAGGUAGUGCGACACAGACCGGAGCCAGCCAAGCCCAUCCUACCCAGCAGAGCCUCAGCUGCAGCAACUGUCCAGGAGGAUUUACCGGUAUCUGGACCUUCUAUCACGGAGUGUGCUGCCAUACCUUCCAGAUCUUCCACACCUGCCACAGCAGCCUCCAGCAGCAGCAGUUCCAAGAGGCCCGGACGAUCUGGACAGGAUGAGGAUACCACCACUGAGGAUGACGUGUUGGCUACCCUGCAGGAGAAGGUCAAGGAGUCAGAGGCUAUACUCAAGGGUUUGUUCCAGCCUCCAGCAGUGACCCCUGAGUCAACCUUUGCGAACUACUCACAAAGAUUACAAGCCAUAAUAGGAGACACAGCCUCCUCACCGAGCAUGGCCAUUGCAAAGAGUAUUGGCCCAUUUAGCAUCCCUAUUAUCAGUCACUAUGCUACUUGUGAGUGUCUCAGUGACAAAAAGAAAUAUCCCUCAUUUCUGCACACUAUUCCAAGUGAUUAUCAUCAGAGCAGAGCACUGGCAGAAAUGGUCAAACACUUUGGUUGGACCUGGGUGGGAGCAUUAAGAACUGAUGAUGAUUAUGGGAACAGUGGGAUGGCCACUUUUUCUAAAAUUGCAGAACAACUGGGUGUCUGCUUAGAAUAUUCUCUUCCAUUUUUUAGAACCUACUCACAAGAAAAAGUGCAUAGAAUUGUGGAGCAAAUCAAAAGAUCCACUUCUCGAGUGAUCGUGGCAUUUCUUGCUCAUUGGGACUUGGAGCUCUUGCUCCAUGUGUUUUUUGAGCACAACAUCACUGGAUAUCAGUGGGUGGGAACUGAGGGCUGGAUCUCUGAUUCUGCUGUAGCCACACUGGAUAAGCACAAUAUUCUGCAAGGAGCCAUUGGGCUAGCUAUCCCCAAAACAGAGGUGAUGGGUCUGAAGGACUUCAUUCUAGAUAUAAAUCCACUGAAAUCUGCAGGAAGUGAAAUUUUUAUUAAAUUCUGGGAGGCUAUGUUUAAGUGUAAAUACACUACUCAGAAUAAUUCAGUAGAUACAAAAAUUUGCACAGGCAGUGAGAAACUGUCUGACAUAGAAAACACAUUCACAGACAUGUCACUGUUGCCUAUUUUCAAUAAUGUCUAUAAGGGGGUAUAUGCUGUUGCCCAUACCCUCCAUGGCCUUCUUGACUGCAAGGAAACAUGUCUGACAAAGAAGCAACCUGAUCCUCUUACAUUUCUAGAGCACCUCAAAAAAGUGCGUUUUAAAACUAGUGAGGGAGAAGAAGUUUAUUUUGAUAUAAAUGGUGACCCUGCUGCAAAAUAUGAAGUAAUAAACUGGCAAACAAGUAAAGAACACCAACAUGAAUUUGUUACUAUUGGCCUCUAUGACUCAUCUUUUCCUGUUCAUCAUCGGUUAAAUGUAAACAUGACCUCAAUUACAUGGGCACAAGAUACAAAUAAGGUACCAAUAUCUCUGUGCAGUGAGAGUUGUCCUCCUGGCACAAGGAAGGCUGUGCAGAAAGGGAAGCCUAUCUGCUGUUUUGACUGCAUACCAUGUGCUGAAGGAGAGAUCAGUAACAUGACAGAUUCUAUUGAAUGUGAUCUCUGCCAACAAGAUUACUGGUCAAAUCCACAAAGGAAUAAAUGUGUUAAGAAGGAAAUCGAAUAUCUGUCCUAUGAUGAAAUUAUGGGAAUUUUACUCACAACUGUUUCUGUUAUUGGCACAUUUAUGACUGUAAUAAUCGCAGUCAUAUUCUUUAGAUAUAAAAAUACCCCAAUAGUCAAGGCCAACAACUCUGAGCUGAGCUUUCUACUGCUCUUCUCUUUGGCUCUGUGUUUCCUUUGUUCACUUACUUUCAUUGGUCAACCUUCUGAUUGGUCCUGUAUGUUGCGCCACACAGCGUUUGGGAUUACAUUUGUGCUCUGCAUCUCCUGUGUUCUGGGGAAAACAAUAGUGGUGUUAAUGGCCUUCAGGGCAACACUUCCAGGCAGUAAUGUCAUGAAAUGGUUUGGGCCUCCACAGCAGAGACUUAGUGUUCUUGCUUUCACUCUCAUACAGGUCCUUAUUUGUGUGCUUUGGUUGUCAAUAUCCCCUCCUUUCCCCUUCAAGAAUCUAAAACACUAUAAGGAAAAGAUCAUUCUCGAAUGUGAUUUGGGCUCAACCAUAGGUUUCUGGGCCAUUUUGGGUUAUAUAGGAUUUUUGGCUCUUUUAUGUUUUAUUUUAGCUUUUUUAGCCCGAAAGUUGCCUGAUAAUUUUAAUGAAGCAAAAUUCAUCACAUUCAGUAUGCUCAUAUUCUGUGCCGUAUGGAUCACUUUUAUUCCAGCUUAUGUCAGUUCUCCUGGAAAAUUUACUGUAGCUGUGGAGAUAUUUGCUAUUUUGGCUUCAAGCUUUGCUUUACUCUUUUGUAUAUUUCUUCCAAAAUGUUAUAUAAUUUUACUAAAACCAGAGAAGAAUUCUAAAAGUCAUAUGAUGGGGAAGAAUGCUUCAAAAUCUUAG